AUGACUGGUGCAUCCAGAUUUGGCCAAUUACGGCAUGACUGGAUGUACUAUAAGAACGAAUCACAUUCAUUGCCUAUUGAUUACACAGUAUAUACGCAUCUUUUGACUUCUAUACCCCAAUUUCACGGAGAUUAUUUCGAAAUUAUUGAUGUCAUAUAUGGGUACGAAAAAAUACUAUUGAAAAAUCCAAGUAUUGUCGUACAAAACUGGCUCAGCUUAUUCCAAAACUUUGACCUGAAUCAUACAAAAGAGUUUUUGGAAUCCUUAUUGCCAGUGCAAAUUGUUAUAGAUCCAAAGGUGUGGAUAAUGAAAAGACAUAACAUUUCUGAUUUUACGGAAGGAGAACAUUUAUUCUGA
Molecule: messenger RNA, 357 nt
Organism: Racocetra persica
Lineage: Eukaryota; Fungi; Glomeromycota; Glomeromycetes; Diversisporales; Gigasporaceae
Source: the annotation of a GenBank genome assembly